Haemonchus placei is the source of this 828-nucleotide messenger RNA. The record is from the annotation of a GenBank genome assembly. NCBI's taxonomy places the organism in Eukaryota, Metazoa, Nematoda, Chromadorea, Rhabditida, Trichostrongylidae.
CAGCGAAGAAACUGCAAAAAGUAUCCCUUGCAUCACCCUAUUCAUUUUACUUCAGGAUUCGGCCCAUCUAAUAUUUAGGAUGUGAAGAAGCAGGCAAAAUCUUACCGGCUCGUGCUCUUCAUAGUCGGAAGUGGUGUGGUCCUUGCUGUAUUCUUUUGCUGGAAAUUUCAACAUUUCUUUGCUGCCUUCUUUGGAAUGGAUCAACUCCUUUGUUGAGGCUUUUCCACCUUCCUUACUGCCUUCUUUAGAAUGGAUCAAUUCCGUCGAUGAGACUUUUACAUCCUCCUUAGAGCCUCCUUUAUGAGCAAUGUCUUCUUCGCUCCCAAUAUCUUUAGAGUCAGGUUUAGUGUUGUCCUUAUCCUCCUUGCUGUCUAUCGAUUUGACUUGGGUCGAUUGCUGCGUUUUCGUUUUCAUCUCUUCGCUUGCUUUCGGACUACGAAUGAGCGAUAGCAGUUCAGUAGAGAUGAUUGUUUGCAGUGAGACGACAAUGAAAGCCACAUAAGAGCUUGACGCAAUUCUGGUUUUGAGAAGCUCACUGAAUUUGGCUGUGGCGAUCAGCGUGGUCACAACUGCGCAGACCCAAGCCAAUGCUCCGAUUACACCAUGAACUACAUUAAAUGUUGUCCUUUGGGGAUGACCAGGAUGACAUCUGAGCAUUGCGUCAAGAGGCUGGAUAAACGCAAGAAGGCAAGCAAUCAGGCCCAGCAGUGCAUGUAUCGAACCCCAGCGCCAAUUCUAAAAUGUUACAAACUUUACGACUGCAUAAUCAACAAUGAUAAACUAGGAAAUUUACACUUUUGGAUUUUGGUUUUUGUGGUUCAGUCAUGA